Molecule: messenger RNA, 3190 nt
Organism: Mercenaria mercenaria
Lineage: Eukaryota; Metazoa; Mollusca; Bivalvia; Venerida; Veneridae
Product: receptor-type tyrosine-protein phosphatase kappa-like
Exons: 17
Coding region: 86-1987 (633 amino acids)
Biological process (GO): protein dephosphorylation
Molecular function (GO): protein tyrosine phosphatase activity
Source: RefSeq, a predicted model, not a curated record
UGUGAAUCCUGGACAAAUACAAGAAAAAGAAGACUACAUAUAUGCGCAGCCUGACAAAUCUCGUAUUAGACAGAAACAUAGCAAAAUGGAAAUAAGUAAACCGCAGAAAAUGUACGACAACAUUGCAAUUGAUCUAGAAGAAAAUGAAGCAACCGUUACGGAAACUGAAACCGAUGUGGACAAAAUACAAUUAGAAGAAUUGGAAGAAGGUCCUACAAAGUUUAUAGAGACAGAAGUAAAGCCACCCAGCACAGAUUUAUACUACAAUACCGCAAGUUUGAUUCGUAGUCGCAUAAAGGUUUCAGAUCUUCUAGAAUACAUCAAGAAGAAAAAUGAUUAUGAAAAGGAAUUUGAGAAAUUACCUAAAGGUCUAACAAGAACGUGCGAUGUAGCUCUCAAACGAAACAACCGCGCAAAAAAUAGGUAUAACGGAAUAUAUGCAUAUGAUGCGACACGAGUUGUCCUACAAAGUAAAAACUAUAUCAAUGCUAAUUAUAUAGACGGUCACAAGGCGUCUCCAGCUUAUAUUGCUUCCCUAGGACCAACUAAGAGCACAAUGAACGAUUUUCAAGACUUUUGGGAAAUGAUUUGGCAAGAAAGAACAGAUAAAAUAAUCAUUUUGACGAACUUGGAAGAGUCUAAGAAAAUGAAAUGUGAACAAUAUUGGCCAGAACAAGGAGCUAAGAAGUAUGGUAAAUACAAAGUUACAUGCGCAGCUGAGAGAACGUUUUCUGAAUUCACAGUAAGAGAGUUUACCAUAAAUGCAAAGUCUGAGACGAGACAAGUGACACAAUAUCACUACACAGCAUGGCCUGACAAAUCCGUUCCUGAUGGUGUCGCAACUCUAUUAGAGUUCAGAGACAAAGUUGAACAAUCACAAACAACAACUGCUGGUCCAAUGGUUGUCCAUUGCAGUGCUGGUAUUGGUCGAACUGGAACCUAUAUCGCCCUUGAUAUACUCAUAAAAGAAGGCAAGGAUGAUAAUUAUGUCGACUUUUUUGGCUGCUUGAUGGCGCUUCGUGGACAAAGAGCUCACAUGGUGCAAAACUUGGACCAAUAUAUAUUUCUUCACACCUGUGUCCUGUAUGCUCUGGCCUGUGACGCUGAACCGCUCUCGCUCACUUCAAUACCGAAUAUCAUGACAGAUGAAAAAAUAUUACGACAAUAUCAGACUUUUACGGACAUUCAAAUACUAGUGGACAAAGAUCGUAGGUCAGUUGCAAACAAUAAAAGCAGAAAGGGAAACAGAAGUGGAGCCGACAUUCCUUGCGAUGACCAUAGAGUGCGAUUGACGUUGACCUUAGCAGGGCAUGAUUAUAUAAAUGCAGUCUAUGUUAAUGGAUACGAAAAGUCCAACAAAUUUAUUCUGGCACAAACGCCUUUACAGAAUACAGUGGAAGAUUUCGUAGCCAUGUUGUAUCAAGAAAAAUGCCCAUGUAUUGUAUGCCUUGAUGAGGAAAAUAUAAAGGAUAAAACGGUCGGGUACUAUCUUCCACAUGCCAAUAAAGCGUCCAAAGUUGGGCAUUUUCAAGUGACAUGCAAGACAUGUAACUCAACGGAAGAUAUAGUUGUUCGAGAGUUGACGAUUUUACGCAGUGGAUCGCAAUCAUCAGAAGAAUUGAAAAUCAAACAUUACCAGUUCAGAGGUUGGAAUAACUCCGAAAGUGCCCCUUCAAGAGUUGAACCUUUCUUAAAGAUGGUUAAGGACGUUAAAAAUGAGAGAAAGGCUCAGAAAUCGGAACAGCCAAUCGUAGUUCAUUGCUUAACUGGAGCCGAAAGAAGUGGUCUUUUCUGUGUUGUUUCUUUGCUUUCGGAGAAGCUUCACUUUGAAAAAGAACUCAGUGUACUUAAUACAAUAUGUCAAGUUCGCAUUAGGAGGCGGUCAGCUUUUCAUGACAUAGAACAUUACCGGUUCUGCUACAAAUGUGUGAAGGAAAUGUCCGAGAUUUCCGACUCAAGCACAUACUACAAUAUGAACAAUAUGUAAAUGGUAAAGGAAAUAAAACUGACUGCAUUUCUUAUCUAUGAUUCCGUUUGUAGGAGUUAUAGUUUUAUCCUUUGGAAUUAUUAAGUUAUAGCAUUGUCCAAAUGUAAAACAAUCAAUAAUCACGUACUGCUAAUGUUAGAAUCUUAGCUUUUUCAUUAUAAUGUGUUACAAAAAGUGUUUUCGAUGAUAUAUGUUGGUGACCGCUUAUAUAUCAUGCGAGACACAUACGUGAUUAAGGCAUCUAAAGCUAUAUACGUUCUCACUGAAUCCAGUCUGUGUUAUUCUAUUAUUCGGGAUUUCAAAAAUGAACGGAAAUGCAAAAGUGAUUAUAUUUAUGUCGCUUGUCCUUAACAUGGCAAUGUAGAUGUGAAAAUACAUAUACACCGUUAUCAACCUUUUAACGAUUGCAUCAAUACCUCCUCCCAAAAAAAUGUAUAUUUGUUAAAGAGUCUUUGAGGCAUGGCAGAGUAAAUGGCCAUUGGACGUGGAAAAAGUAUUUACAAAGCGCAAAUCAGGCAGGGCAGUAUUGAUCAUAUUUAGUGAUAGCUCUAGUUUAUGUGUGUCACACGUAAUAUAUACAUUGUCGUCAGCUAUAUUUCUAUUUUCAUAUUUUAGCGGUUUACUUGUUUCUAUCAAAAGGAAAUAAAUGAUAUAUCUAAUUGAAAAAUAUAUGUAUGUCAUUUACAACCUUUCUUAUCAUCCAACAGGUUGAAAUGCAUAUAAUGUGUGGAUAAUGUUUUACAAAUAAUAGCUACAAUAAAAUGCUGCUUGAAAUUAAGUUUAUACUGACUUUUUUUCUAGUUAAUCCUGGGAAAAUGACAAUUCGAUAAGUUCUUUCUGUCAUUUUGUGUACUUUCUAUGUUAUUCCUUCAUUGUUUUGUAGAGUUGCUUAUUAAUUAUGUACGUUUCCGUUAAUUUUAGUUAAACAGUUCAUGUUUUGCUGUUUAAUGAUUGUUAGUUCGCACGUGGAGGAGUCUUACUGAGAGUGAUUUCUUAGGGUUAGCUUUACAAAGCUUGCAACAAGUCAAAUGGUUUAUCGCGGCCAGAAAUUUGUACAAACCGGACAGAAGUUGCGAAAUUGUCAUUUGUGCAGGAAAGAAGCGUUUACCAUAAUGUCCAGUACUGGACAGGUAUAGUGACCAUGCACGGACACAGCCAAUUUUCUCAGAGGGGGUCCGAUCCCCUGCCCCCCCCCCCCCCCCC